GAUCAAAACUUAUUUACAAACUCUAAACCAUAAACUAAUUCUCAUAUCCAAAUUUUCAGGCAAAAGACAUGGCAGCAUCAAAAACAGCAAUCUUCAUUGUUUUCGUCGUUUAUCUCUCAUGCAUAUUGUUGGUGAGCGUCUCUGGAACCGAGGCCGGAAAGAAGGUACAUAAACCAUGCUCGACGGACCGUGACUGUGACUCGCAGUGUUUUGGAGGGUUAGGCGGGCCACAUGGGACUUGUCUGUUCGGAGAGUGCGAGUGUAUAGAAGCCGAGACUGAGGUGACCAAACCGAUACCGUGCAAGAGGGACAGUGAUUGUCCUGAUUCUCGUGAAUGCCCUAAAGACUACUAUUACUCUUGUCUUCAUGGAGAAUGUACUUGUAUAUCAGUCUAAACUCUAAACUAAUUAAUCGAUUGAAGAAAAUAUUAUAAUACAUUAUUAUUGUUCCUCCCU
Messenger RNA from Eutrema salsugineum, 455 nucleotides. Its product is annotated as defensin-like protein 290. The transcript has 2 exons. The record is from RefSeq and is a predicted model, not a curated record. Bases 69 to 395 code for a protein of 108 amino acids. Lineage: Eukaryota; Viridiplantae; Streptophyta; Magnoliopsida; Brassicales; Brassicaceae.